Molecule: messenger RNA, 2670 nt
Organism: Lasiosphaeria miniovina
Lineage: Eukaryota; Fungi; Ascomycota; Sordariomycetes; Sordariales; Lasiosphaeriaceae
Product: MCM2/3/5 family-domain-containing protein
Exons: 4
Coding region: 245-2407 (720 amino acids)
Biological process (GO): DNA replication; double-strand break repair via break-induced replication; DNA replication initiation
Cellular component (GO): nucleus; MCM complex
Molecular function (GO): 3'-5' DNA helicase activity; single-stranded DNA helicase activity; ATP binding
Source: RefSeq, a predicted model, not a curated record
CAGCCAAACUGAAUUGGGAGCGCUUUCACGCGUCGCGUAUUUUCAUUAGAUGGGGCAUUCACAUUCGUCCCCCUUUCCACGACUAAGGUAAUCCGUACUUUGCCCCUCCUCCUCCGCCACCACCACCACCACAUCACCACCUCUGACCCCGACAGCGAACGUCUCCUUCCUGCACCUGGUCGUCACAUACAUCUUCGAGGCCGCUCAAACGUCGUAAACGCGCCACCCGCUCGCGUUUUUCAAAAUGGACCGUCAAUCCGUCUUCUCAAGUCGCCUCUACCCGCCCUCCUACGGCGAAAGCGAAGACACAAAUCUGCAAGUGCGGACCCAGCUCGAGUCCUUUAUUCUCGACUUUAGACUCGACAACAUAUACAUAUACAGAGACCAGCUCCGCGAGAAUGCGCUGCUCAAGAAGUACUACUGCGACGUCAACAUUGGCGAUCUUAUCAAGUUCAACGAGGAAAUAGCCCACAGACUAGUCAACGAACCUGCCGACAUCAUUCCUCAGUUUGAGGCGGCCUUGAAGCGGUGCACACAUAGGAUCGUCUUCCCGCACGAGCCCAAAGUUAGCCUCCCCGAACAUCAGCUGCUUCUUCACUCCAACGCCGAGGAUGUUUCGAUCCGCGACCUUGACUCGCUCGCCAUCUCGAGGCUCGUCAGGGUCCCCGGCAUCGUCAUCGGCGCCUCUGUUAUGUCGUCCAAGGCGACACAGCUGCACAUCCAAUGCCGCAAUUGCGGACACACCCAGGAGCUCGGCGUCACAGGCGGCUUCAGCGGCGUGUCUCUGCCGCGGAUAUGCGGCCGAACCAGGACGGCCAACGACCCCGCAGAAAAGUGUCCCAUGGACCCCUACUUUGUCACCCACGAGAAGUCAAAGUUUGUCGACCAGCAAAUCAUCAAGUUGCAGGAGGCCCCCGACCAGGUCCCCGUCGGCGAGCUGCCGCGCCAUGUUCUGAUCUCGGCCGACCGUUAUCUCACCAACCGUGUCGUCCCCGGCUCGCGGUGUACCCUGAUGGGCAUCUUCUCCAUCUACCAGAGCAAGGGUGCCAAGGGCUCGACAAGUGGUGCCGUAGCAAUCCGGACUCCCUAUCUGCGCGCCGUCGGCAUCCAAACCGAUCUCGAUUCGACAGCCAAGGGCCAGUCCGUCUUUUCCGAGGAGGAAGAGCAAGAGUUUCUCGAGCUCAGCCGACGCAAAGACAUUUACAACGUAAUGACGGACUGCAUCGCUCCCUCCAUCUACGGCAACCGGGAUAUCAAAAAGGCCAUCUUGUGUUUGUUGAUGGGCGGCUCCAAAAAGAUUCUGCCCGACGGCAUGAAGCUCCGUGGCGACAUCAAUGUCCUGCUGCUCGGAGACCCCGGUACCGCCAAGUCGCAGCUGCUCAAGUUCGUAGAAAAGGUAGCGCCCAUCGCCAUCUACACGUCCGGCAAGGGCUCUUCGGCCGCCGGUCUGACGGCCUCGGUGCAGCGGGACCACUCGACUCGCGAGUUUUAUCUCGAGGGCGGUGCCAUGGUGCUCGCCGACGGCGGUGUCGUAUGUAUUGAUGAGUUCGACAAGAUGCGCGACGAGGAUCGAGUAGCCAUUCACGAAGCCAUGGAGCAGCAGACCAUCUCCAUCGCCAAAGCAGGCAUUACUACCAUCCUCAACGCGCGUACUUCGGUCCUCGCCGCUGCCAACCCCAUCUUUGGCCGCUACGACGACCUGAAGACGCCAGGUGAAAAUAUCGACUUUCAAACCACAAUCUUGUCGCGUUUCGACAUGAUCUUCAUUGUCAAGGAUGAGCACGAGCGUGGCAAGGAUGAACGCAUUGCUAAGCACGUCAUGGGAAUCCACAUGGGUGGCCGUGGCGUCGACGAGCGGACCGAGUCUGAGAUUCCUGUCGAGAAGAUGCGGCGCUACAUCAGCUAUUGCAAGUCACGCUGCGCGCCCCGCCUCAGCGAAGCCGCGGCCGAGAAGCUCUCGUCGCACUUUGUCGCCAUUCGGAAGCAAGUGCACGCGUCGGAGCUCGAGGCCAACACGCGGUCGUCGAUUCCCAUCACAGUGCGCCAGCUCGAGGCCAUUGUGCGCAUAACCGAGUCGCUCGCCAAGCUGACGCUCUCGUCGGUCGCCACCGAGGAGCACGUCGACGAGGCCAUCCGCCUGUUCCUGUGCUCCACCAUGGACGCCGUCAACCAGGGCGGCAACAUGGGCAGCCGCGAGCUGACCGACGAGGUCGCCCGCGUUGAGACGGAGCUCAGGCGCCGCCUCCCCAUCGGCUGGAGCACCUCGCUCGCCACCCUCCGCCGCGAGAUGGUCGAGGGCAAGGGCUUCAGCGAGCCCGCCCUCAACCGCGCCCUCAUGAUCCUCCAGCGGAGAGACACCAUCAUGUUCAGGAACCAAGGCGCCCAGGUGUAUAGGAACGGCGCCUAAGUUGGGCUUGAAAGCGGCUUUACGUAUGUCUGAUGUGCUCUCUUUCUUUUUUUGCAUGUGUGUAUGUAAAGGAAGCAAUGUCGGGCGAAAGGUAUGCUAUGAACAGGGAACAUGCAAUCAUUGAUCAUUUUACUUUGGGGGGAAAGGGAAGGGAUUCGUUUUGGCUUUGGGCGGGCGCCGGGCUUUUUUCGGGGGUUUGAUAAUUACCUUUAGGUUAAUUUGUUUUGUUUACAAUCAAUGCCGAUAACAAAUCUAUCUCUCAC